AUGAGUGCCGACACCAUCUCCGAUUUUCUUGCCGAGCAGCGCGACAAGGCUCCCGAAGAGCUCCAACAUAACAUCAUCCAGUUUGAGGAUUACUGGGAACGCAAGCUUUGGCAUCAGUUAACGGACUCACUGGGCGAAUUCUUCACACAUCCUGGCAGCGCGCCUCAACGACUCGACUUCUACAAAGUAUUCAUUCUCAAGUUUGCCGACAAGAUAAAUCAGUUGAAGCUCGUGGACCUUGCUCUGAAGGCCGCCGACGAAUGCGAUGAUGACGACGAGAAGCUUGCCUUCUUGCAAGGCGUUGCAACCAAGGUAGAUCGUCCCAACUCACAAGAUGCCUUUGUGUAUGCGUCUGUGGCUGUAGCGCGGGUCAAGCUCGAUCUUGAGGAUCUUGAUGGCGCCCGAAAGGACCUCGACGCAGCGGAGAGGAUACUCGAUACCUUUGAUUCAGUCGAGACCAUUAUCCAUGCCGCCUUUUACGAUGCAAACGCCAGUUACUACCAGCGCAAAUUGGACUUUGCCGCCUACUACCGCAACGCCCUCCGCUACUUGGCCUGCAUUGAUAUCAGCUCGCUAUCCGUUAACGAACGACAUGGCCGCGCUCACCACCUGAGCAUUGCCGCUCUCCUGUCUGACAGUAUUUAUAACUUUGGCGAACUUCUGCUGCAUCCUAUUCUCGAUGCUCUUAAGGACAGCAAGAAGAAUGCUUGGCUGCGAGACCUUCUUUUCGCGUUCAACCGGGGCGAUCUUGCCGCGUUUGACGUGCUCUACGGCAAUAUCACCUCCACACCUCUUCUCAAUGAGCAUGCGGACCACCUCCGCCAAAAGAUUUAUCUCGCCUCAUUGACGGAGACCAUAUUCCGCCGGCCACCGCACGACCGCGCCAUGACUUUUGCCGACAUAGCUAGCGAGACCAAGGUGCGCCCUGACGAAAUCGAGCACCUUAUUAUGAAGGCGCUCAGCCUGGGCCUUCUCCGGGGCACAAUCGACCAGGUGGACGGGAUGGCCCACAUCACCUGGGUGCAGCCCAAGGUGCUGGACCUGAAGCAGAUUGGCAACAUGCGAGACCGUCUGCUGGAGUGGGACUCGAGCGUCAAUCAACUGGGCAACUGGAUCGAGGCAGCCGGUGGCGAUGUGUGGGCUGCAUAG
Messenger RNA from Verticillium nonalfalfae, 1149 nucleotides. RefSeq names its product 26S proteasome regulatory subunit (gene RPN9). NCBI's taxonomy places the organism in Eukaryota, Fungi, Ascomycota, Sordariomycetes, Glomerellales, Plectosphaerellaceae. The record is from RefSeq and is a predicted model, not a curated record. Gene Ontology annotation, molecular function: structural molecule activity. Gene Ontology annotation, biological process: ubiquitin-dependent protein catabolic process. The coding region runs from base 1 to 1149 and encodes 382 amino acids. Gene Ontology annotation, cellular component: proteasome regulatory particle, lid subcomplex; cytosol; nucleus. The transcript has 3 exons.